Chara braunii is the source of this 1004-nucleotide messenger RNA. The record is from the annotation of a GenBank genome assembly. NCBI's taxonomy places the organism in Eukaryota, Viridiplantae, Streptophyta, Charophyceae, Charales, Characeae.
CGGGCUAUUCGGCUAUAGGCGAAGACGCCUCCAAUUCCUCUGGAGGUGGGAGCGGAUGUCAGGGGAAGGGCCUACAGUGACGGCUGUACUGGACUACAGCCACGGUAGACAGGAGGCGAAACUAAAGGUGAACGUAGAAGGGGGAAAAGAAGAAGAAAUGAGGUCAGACCAAGGUGUUGGACUGCCAGCCCGUGCUCCAUCACGUGAUUGUGCAGUCGUAGCAUCGGUUGUUGCUCCAGCUGGCUGUGUACAUCUUAUGUCAGCUGAUGUUGUGGCAGAUGCUGCUGCACCUCCUGUUGCUGUGCCAGCUGUUGCUGCUCCAGGUCUGUUGUUGCAUCAGCUGCAUUGGUUGAUGCUCCAGCUGGCUAUGUUAGCUGGCUAUGUUCAAUUAGUAGCAGCUGUUUUUGUGGUAGUUGUUGUGGUGUCAGCUGUUGUUGCAUCGGCUGUUGGUGAAGCGGGUUUGGCUCCACAAGCUCCUGUUUGUGUUGCUGUUGAGGUGUCGGCAGACAUUGCUCCACCUGUCCUUGGUCUGUCCUAUCUUUGUGCAAAUGUUGUAGUAGCAGCUGCUGCUCCAGCUGGCAAUGCUCAUUUGGAGCUUGCGUACCCUGUUGCUGCGUCAGGUGCUCUUGUGACAGCAGUUGCUGAUGAGGUUGCUGUUGCUGUUGAGCAGUUCCGACUACCUCGUCGUGUUCGAGCGCCAGCAACUAAACCCGCGCGGGAUCGUGCUGUGGCCGUCCGGGCAAGUCAUGCAAGCAGACGUCGGGGAGUGCGUAGGGUCUGGGGAUUGACAUUGCUUCUCUCCUUGUGCCUCUUGCAAGCACCGAGUAGGAUGUACCCCUCCUUCCCCUUUUGGGGGGUCAUUCUGAGGUUUGUGGUCUUGGUGUUUGGGCAGUGGUGGUUCCCACUGUUGUGAGAAGGCAUCAUCUUUGAUCUUAUUUAGCAGGGAGUUGGCUUUAAGCCACACAUCCCGGGGCUUAAAACUUUUAACAGCUCCUUCCACAAGA